AAACAUGGCGUGCUAGCAGUGCGUCAUUUAAUUCUGUUUACAAAUUAUUAAUUUAUCGUUUAUCUUUGAUUAAAUAUAUGAUGUGUUUAUAUAGAGAGGAACGAAAGAUCAGUGUCGCUCCUAAAAUGUACAGGAGCUCGGCCAUCAGUUUAAUGAGAGUGUAGCGAGUGCUUAACGGCGAGCGUGAUAACAGGAGGGGCCGGGGCGGCGGCGCUCGGCGGUAGCUGCGUGGGCGGGUGAUAUGCAAGCGGCGCCGACGCGCUACGUGUCCGCGAGCGAGUUGUAUUCGACAGACGAAGUGGAGCUGCUGCUGGAGGAAAUCAGGGAGCUGGAGCCGACGAGCUGCAGAGGGGAGGACGUGCAAGACUUCGAGAUCGCGGGCAGCGGGUGCGCGGGCGCGGGCGGCCGCUCGCCCGCCGCCACCGACCUCACGGACCACUCGUGGGAUUCACACGCGCACUACUCGCGCGUGCCUCCGCCCCGGCCGCAGGCCCUCGCCCCUCUCUACUGCCGUCUCUCCUACCUCUUAACGCCUUUCGGAUCUCUUACUUUUCUGCUAGUUCUGUGCACGCUGUGCGCGUGCGCGUGCACGUGGGCGGCGGUGGGGCUGCGCGGCGCGGCGGCCACACGCCCGCUGCUGUUCGGCGCGCUCACCUCGCUGAUGGCGCACGGCCUGCUGCUCACACUGCACAUCAGUCGGCUGGUCGCACUCUUCCCCAUGGACUUUACCAAAUGGAGCGGUUGGCUGGGCGUGUGGAGCGCGGCGUGGCUGCUGAGCGGCGCGGCCGUGCUGCUGGCGGCGCCCAAGCCGCUCGCCGACGGGCCGCAGCGCGCGCCGCCCUCCGCCGCGCUGCUCUACGCCACUGCGGGUGUCGGCGUGUGCGGGUCGGCGCUGGGGCUGGCGCUGGCGCUGGUGGCGGCGCGCGGCGGUGAUAAAAGAGAGAGGUUUUUAAGAAAAACAUGUAUCUUUAAAAAGAUAGUGACCAAGUUCCUCGUUAAUUUUAGUACUGUAUAG
Molecule: messenger RNA, 1015 nt
Organism: Zerene cesonia (dogface butterfly)
Lineage: Eukaryota; Metazoa; Arthropoda; Insecta; Lepidoptera; Pieridae
Exons: 5
Coding region: 242-1015 (257 amino acids)
Source: RefSeq, a predicted model, not a curated record